This is a messenger RNA of Anopheles marshallii, 447 nucleotides long. RefSeq lists its product as uncharacterized. Lineage: Eukaryota; Metazoa; Arthropoda; Insecta; Diptera; Culicidae. The coding region runs from base 1 to 447 and encodes 148 amino acids. The record is from RefSeq and is a predicted model, not a curated record. The transcript is spliced from 2 exons.
AUGCAGCAAGUGGAAAUUCCCAACUGCUGUCAGAUGGAGCCACUGGCGCCGGAACACUUGUUGACGAAAUGUGAAGAACUGGUAGCAGCCGAUAGUAAUCCCGGAACAGAUAUGUACGAUGUGUGUCUGAAGCAAUGUAUAUUUGAGGAGCUGGGUGCCAUUGAUGGCUACGAGAUGCAUCUGGAAAUGCUUUACCCGGUAAUGGAAAGCUUUCCCGUUGACUAUCGGCAAGCGGUACGUUUAGCGAUCGAUGAGUGCAAUGGAAGGUUGCAGCACAUCCAGAAACAUAAACCGAAACGAUGUCAACAGUGUGAAGAACAGUGUCCAAUGCUUGGGCAACAGGUGGAGAGGUGUUUGGAGGCGGCCACUUACAACAAUUGUCCCAUUUCUCGGUGGAGAGCUAGUACAGCCUGCAACAAGGUACGCCGGAAAGUUCCGUUCUGUUGA